AGGAAUCACAGCCCAUUGAUGAGCUUUGGCGCUAGCUUUGUAAGCUUUCUGAAUGCAAUGAUGACUUUUGAGGAGGAAAAAAUGCAAGUGGCGUGUGAUGACUUGAAAAUGACAGAAAAAUUAUGUGAAAGUGAUGAAGGUGUGAUAGAAACUAUCAAAAACAAGAUCAAGAAAAAUGUUGAUGUUAGAAAGUCUGCCCAGUCUAUGAUUGACCGCUUGCAGAGGCAGAUCAUUGUUGCAGACUGCCAGGUUUACUUAGCCGUGCUUUCCUUUGUUAAGCAGGAACUGUCAGCGUACAUUAAAGGUGGUUGGAUCCUGCGCAAAGCAUGGAAAAUUUACCACAAAUGCUAUAUGGACAUUAACUCCCUUCAGGAAAUGUGUCAGAAGAAGCUGUCUCAGGAAUCCUCGCCCUCUGAUGCCGCUAAUGAUAACCACAUUGCUGCUGAGGGGGUCACGGAGGAGGCUCUGAACAGACUGAAAGGUGCUGUGAGCUUUGGCUAUGGACUUUUUCACCUUUGCAUAUCCAUGGUGCCCCCAAACCUGCUCAAAAUCAUCAACUUGCUGGGUUUUCCAGGAGAUCGUCUGCAGGGGCUCUCUUCACUGAUGUAUGCAAGUGAAAGUAAGGACAUGAAGGCCCCUUUAGCUACACUAGCUUUGCUGUGGUACCACACUGUAGUUCGCCCAUUCUUUGCACUGGAUGGAAGUGACAAUCAAGCAGGACUAAAAGAAGCAAAAGAGAUUCUACACAAGAAGGAAUCUGCAUACCCCAACUCCUCAUUAUUCAUGUUCUUCAAGGGAAGAAUACAGAGACUAGAGUGUCAAAUAAACAGUGCCUUGUCCUCCUUUCAUACUGCCCUGGAGCUUGCGACAGAUCAAAGAGAGAUACAGCAUGUGUGUCUGUAUGAAAUUGGCUGGUGCAGUAUGAUAGAAAUGAGUUUUAAGGAUGCCUUCCGAUCUUUUGAAAGACUUAAAAAUGAAUCUAGGUGGUCCCAGUGUUACUAUGCCUAUCUCACGGCAGUGUGUCAAGGUGCCACAGGAGAUGUGGAUGGAGCACAGGAAGUGUUCAGAGAAGUUCAGAAGCUUUUCAAGAGAAAAAACAAUCAGAUUGAACAAUUUUCAGUAAAAAAGGGUGACAGAUUUAGAAAACAAACUCCCACCAAACAGCUGUGUGUCUUGGCUGCCAUUGAGGUUCUGUACCUGUGGAAAGCUCUGCCCAACUGUUCGAUGUCUAACCUGCAGCACAUGAGCCAAGCUUGCCACGAGGUGCUGGAUCCCUCUGUUGUAGGAUUAAGGAAUUUGCUCCUUGGUGCUAUCCAUAAAUGUCUGGGAAAUUCUGAAGAUGCCAUUCAGUUCUUCCAGCGUGCUGUGAAAGAUGAACUGGGGCGACAGCAGAACCUCUACAUACAGCCGUAUGCCUGCUAUGAACUGGGCUGCAUUUUGUUGGACAAUCCAGAGACUGUUGCAAAAGGGAAAACUCUGCUUUUUCAAGCCAAGGAGGACUUCACAGGUUAUGACUUUGAGAACAGACUGCAUGUACGGAUCCACGCAGCCUUAGCCUCUCUCAGGGAGGUGGUCCCUCAGUGA
Molecule: messenger RNA, 1584 nt
Organism: Staurois parvus
Lineage: Eukaryota; Metazoa; Chordata; Amphibia; Anura; Ranidae
Source: the annotation of a GenBank genome assembly